AUGUCGGUCCGAGUGAGCCGAGCUCGGUUUAAUUUCGCGACUCAAUGCGAGACUCGGGAGACUCCUGCGGAGCGAGCUAAAGAAGUGGCUUCGUCUAGCCAUCCUCCACGGCCUACAGAGCCUCAAGCGGGAGAGCCUGCGACAAAAGUCAGGAAGCUGGCGGAGGUUGUGAAACCCGUGUCUAUAGCAACGCCACUCCGAAACACGAUUCUGCCAGAUGGUGCCGACUGGAGCGGGGUCACGGUCGUGUUUGCAAGUGACACGAGCAGUGUGGCUCAAGCAGCUGUGGAGAAGCAAAUCUUGGAAGCUGGUGGCAAAGUUGGUGCUGCAAUCUCGCAGCGAACAUCCUUGGUCGUUCUGGGAGGCAACCUGCCAGAUGGAAGGCCUCCGAUGGAGUCCGCCAAGUACCAGCGCUUUCUAGAUUUGCAGUCCAAGGGAAAGGUACAGGCCAAGGUGCUGUCCGAGGCGGCCUUUCUGAGCCUACUGCCCACUCAGCCUCCGCCUGCUCCCGCCACCACCCCGGCCAUUCCACAGAGUUCCAUGCCAGCACAGAAGCCGAAGCUUCCUCAGAGCACUAAAAAGCUCGAGACGUCCAAGAGUUCUCCUCUGCGGAACUGGGUCGAUAUUUUCUCUCCGAAGCAGCUGGAAGAUCUCCUUGGGAACCAGGCUCCCAUUCGGAAGCUGGCAGAUUGGCUGCAAGACUGGGAGGAUGUAGUGCUGCGUGGGAAGAGCAAGAAGCCUGCCUUUCGACACGGGAGCGUGCCUGACAACUUGAACGUCCUGGUGAGCGGGCCACCAGGGAUCGGGAAGACAACAACCUGCCGACUUGUAGCCCAGCUACAAGGGCGAUAUGUCUUGGAGUUCAACGCUUCGGACUCGAGAGGUCAAAAGGUGAUCCAGGAAAUGGCAGCAGGCAUAGCCGAGAACACCACCAUUUCUUUCGCAGGUGGUCGGCAAGGGCAAAGGAAAGUUGUCAUCAUCAUGGACGAGGUUGAUGGAAUGGGUGGUGGGGACAAGGGUGGCAUCGCUGCCCUCAUCAAAAUGAUCAAGAGGACCCGCAAUCCCAUCAUCUGCAUUUGCAAUGACCAGCAUACCCAGCAGGUGAGAUCUUUGGCGUCCAGCUGCUACGACCUAAAGUUCACCAGGCCUCCGAAGAAUGCGAUAGCGCAACGGUGUGCCCAGAUCGCGAGGCAGCAGGGCCUUCAGGUCGAUGUGGCUGCGGUGGAGGCCAUAGUGGAAUCCUCCGGCAACGAUGUGCGGGUGGUCCUAAACCAUUUGCAGAUGAUGAAAGCCGCACGCGCCGCUGCUCCGAGUUGCUCCAUCUUGACGGAGAGCCCGGGUCGACUUGGCAAGGAUCAGGAGGUGAUGCUCAGCCCGUUCGACGUGUGUCGGAAGCUGCUGACGUCGUCGGAGGCAAAUUCACUCGCCUUUCAAGCCCGCUUCGAGAUGUUCUUCGUGGACCACUCGCUCGUUAGCAUGCUCGUGCACGAGAACUACUUGCGGUCGAUUGAGAGACAGCCGGUCAGCUCCGAAGUGCUGAAUCGAUGUGCAUACUCUGCAGAUCUCAUGACCAUCGGUGAUGUGAUGAGUCAACGGAUGGUGGUUGAGCAGGAAUGGAGUUUCCUACCGCACUGUGCGGCCGUGGGCUGUGCCUACCCGACCUUUGUCACCAGAGGUCUAUCCCAGCUUCCCUUCCAUCAUGGGCAAGAUGUCUUCACAAUCCAAGUCCAGGCGUUUGCCCCGGACGACUUGUACUUGGCUGCCUGUGGGAAUGGUUUUAUCCACGUCUACAACACCAGCACCUCCCAAUUGGCUUUCAAGCUCCUGGGAGGCAGGUCAGAGGAUGCUGGAUUGCCGGUAACGCAAGUGAGGUGGCGGCCGGAAUGCUUUGGUAGCACGAAGUCCAUCCUCGUAUCAGUGGGAGCGGAUGGGAAGAUUACACACUGGCACGCGUUCUCGGGCAGGCAGAUGCACGAGAUCGUCGAGCCAGAGAAUCAGCUCUUCUGCCUCGACUUUCUGUAUGAUGGCACCCAGUUUGCCACUGCGGGUAAACAGCGCCACAUUCGAAUUUACGAUGAGUCCACGAAGAAGCUUGUGCAGCUCAUGCGAGGUGGAAACGAUUCAGAGACUGCCGGCCCGUCAAACCGCGUCUUCUCCCUGAAGUAUCAUCCUCUUACGCGCCAUGAGAUUGUAAGUGGAGGUUGGGACAGCUCCGUGCAGAUCUGGGAUGUGCGCCAAGGACGUGCUGUGCGCGUCAUCGCUGGGCCACACAUCUGCGGUGAAGCACUGGAUAUCUCUCAGGAUGGAAGAACCAUGCUCACUGGAUCCUGGCGCAUUCACGACCAGCUGCAGCUGUGGGAUCUCAGGAUGGAGCGGCUCUUGGCCACCUGGCCACCCUCCAAGAGCACGCCUUGCAUGAUCUAUGCCGCACAAUUCAGCAAGGACGAAUCUUCUAGCAUGGUCGCAGCUGGUGGCAGUGGCGAUCACGAGGUCAAGGUGUUUCAGCGCAUGGGAAGUGAAGCGGCAUCAGCGGAGGCAGAACCUUUCGGCAAGAUUUCCAGCUUCACACAGGCGUGCUACUCCGUCGACUUCGCGAACGCCGGAGACAUGCUGGCCGCCGCAGGAGGUGAUGGAGUCAUUCAAGUCAUCAACAUCCACACUCAGAGCUCGCACGCGUUACCAUAG
This is a messenger RNA of Symbiodinium sp. CCMP2456, 2685 nucleotides long. NCBI's taxonomy places the organism in Eukaryota, Dinophyceae, Suessiales, Symbiodiniaceae. The record is from the annotation of a GenBank genome assembly.